Molecule: messenger RNA, 1295 nt
Organism: Aphanomyces astaci
Lineage: Eukaryota; Oomycota; Saprolegniomycetes; Saprolegniales; Verrucalvaceae
Exons: 3
Coding region: 31-1203 (390 amino acids)
Source: RefSeq, a predicted model, not a curated record
AAACAGUUCAAAUUCUUGCAACUAGCGAUAAUGGACGACUCCGCGGACGAGCGGAAGGAGCGGAAGCGAGAGUACAUCCGCCACUUCAUGCAAGGGUACCGCGACAAGCAAAGGAAAUCGAAGCAUGUCCUGCAGGCACAGAUCGUUCGGUUGGAAGAACGCGUGAUAACGCUGCAUCGUGACCGACAGCGUCAGCGAACACCAAAAAGCGACGACUCGUCGACCACCAUGCUACCCUGGCGAGACGUUGCAGCGGCAAUGCACGACAUGCGACAGCAUUCCUCCAUGCAAAGACGGACGCUAACCAGUCACGUGCAGGAGUGCGAGCAGGUCCUUGCCGAGCUCAAGGAAUGGAUGGCGAUGUCCACCAUCCACGCGACUCCGAGUACACACCGAACAUCAUGGCGCGAUUUCACGCUGCUCGCCCACCCCACCAGUCGACGUCUCGGAAAGCAGUGGAUCACACAGCAAAUGUACCACAACCUCGACCGCGCGUUCAUGCAGCACGGCAUGCCGCCACCGCAUCCCCUUGCCGUGUCCAGUCCGGACAACAUGCAUCAUUCCAUGGAUCUCGAAUUCUCCGACGACGGACACUGCUUUGUGCAAAAGGCGCAGAAGAUAUGGCUCCUUCCCUUGGAGACAGUCGUCGCGCUCUUUCGGCGGCACACGGGCUCCAUGUUCACCCUCGACGCGUUCACGCCCGUGCAUUCCCAAAUCGCCACAGAAGAGGACGGGAACACGACCCUGCAUGUGUACCCCCCCUGCGCCUCGGGAGGGUUCUCCUUCAGCUUGCUCUGCGGCGAAUUCCAUUCACACGAUCGAAUUGUCCUAGUGAUUCAACAGCUGCAAGGCGACGAAGCCAUCCCGACGGCCAAUCAUCAUCGCCUGCGCAAGCGCAUGGUGUGGAUUGAGCUUCGCCGCGAGUCUCCAACUUCAACCUACGAGCGCAUCCUCAACAUAACGUGGCACGACACGACCCCAGAUGGAGUGGACGUGUCACUGGACGAAUUGGCGGCCCGAUGGGGCGUGGAUCUGGGUCAAGUGACCGACGACGCUGAGAAGGAGCGGCGGCUGGUGCUGGGGUAUCGGGCUCGGAACAAAUCGCUGGUCCAGCAAAGGAAGCAAUGGUAUGCAGAGUUAGUGCACAUGACCAUCCAGCAGCAGCAACAGCAGCAGUACAAUGCUCACAUGGAUACCGAAUAAUAGUCAAGAGCAUAUUAAUAUAUCGCGUGGGGUAGAAUACUAUGCAGUGUGUCGAUAAUACUCGAGCAGUAAUAAAAUACUUUAUAAGGGCC